CGGCCACGCACUUCCUGUUAUCGUUGACGCAGCCAUGAGCGGUGUGGCCACCAUGUCCGAGGACGAGCACACGCUGGAGGACAUUUCGUGGGACGAGAUCGACAAACUCAAGUACUAUAUCGUGGGCCCCACCAUGUUCCUGGCCGUACGGGCCGCCGUGUAUCCGUCCAACCUGGUUAAGACGCGGCUCCAGGUCCAGUCCAAGCACAAGCCGCUGUACUCGGGCACGGCCAACGCCUUCGCCACCAUCUUCCGGCAGGAGGGUGCUCGUGGCCUUUACAAGGGGUUCGGGGCCAGCACAGCCAAUGUGCUCACAGGCAACCUCUACAUCUCGGUCUAUGAAAAAUCUCGCAAAGUGGUCAAGGAUCACACGACGGUGGGUGAUAAGGGAGCUAACUUUGUGGGCGGAGCCAUCGCAUCGCUCGUCUCGCAGACGGUUGUAGUGCCGCUGGACAUUGUGUCACAGCGGAUGAUGCUCAGUGGCCAAGGGCAGGAUGUCCGCAAGACCAGAGAACACCCCAAGGGAUUCCUCACUGUCACCAAGCAGGUGUUCCGUGCUGAGGGUAUCCGUGGAUUCUACAGAGGAUAUGUGCCGUCCAUCGCGACGUACGCGCCGUCGUCCUCGAUCUGGUGGGGGUCUUACGGACUGCUCGUGCCCGUGUACUAUAAAGUGAUGAAGUCGUGGGACACUGAUCCGUUCUGGAAACAAGUGGUGGCGCAGGGACUGAGUGGGGCGAGCGCUGGCAUCAUCACUGGCAUUUUGACAAACCCCAUGGACAUUGUGAGGACAAAGGCCCAGGUGUAUACGCAAUACGGCGCUAUGGAUACCCUAAAGUAUAUUUUAAAGACCGAAGGGCCGAUGGGUCUCAUGACGGGCCUCUCAGCGGUGCGUAGCAGCAGUUUUUGCGUUUAUUGCAUCGGAUGUUAAGCUUACAUUUUUUCUGUUGUUGUUGUAGCGGCUGUUGGCUAUGGGUCCGUCGGGCAUCCUCAUGGUCACAUCGUACGAGUUCGUCAAGCGUGUAUGCCGGAAGCCUCAGCCGACUGACACGGACGCGUAGCUCCCGUAUACAGUAGUUUCUACAGUAGUUUUUUUGCCAUCCUCUAGAUAGAGACAUUAGUAGACAGAUGCAUUUGUCCAUCCAUAUACAUGUCCAACUCAAUACAACUAUCUAAGCUCGACG
Molecule: messenger RNA, 1181 nt
Organism: Phytophthora nicotianae INRA-310
Lineage: Eukaryota; Oomycota; Peronosporomycetes; Peronosporales; Peronosporaceae
Exons: 3
Coding region: 35-928 (297 amino acids)
Biological process (GO): branched-chain amino acid catabolic process; transmembrane transport
Cellular component (GO): mitochondrion
Molecular function (GO): branched-chain amino acid transmembrane transporter activity
Source: RefSeq, a predicted model, not a curated record